Molecule: messenger RNA, 1313 nt
Organism: Lactuca sativa (garden lettuce)
Lineage: Eukaryota; Viridiplantae; Streptophyta; Magnoliopsida; Asterales; Asteraceae
Product: putative RNA-binding protein ARP1
Molecular function (GO): RNA binding
Source: RefSeq, a predicted model, not a curated record
UUUCAACCUUAACGCCAUCUUUAUAGUCUAGCUGUCUUCUCUCUCACACACUAAACACACACAAUUCUCUUCCUUUAUAUAUUUAUCUUUCAAUUCACUCCUCUGAUCGCUUCUUCAAAUUCCGAUUGAUUACAGUAACUUUUACAUCAACGAUCGCCUGUUUUUUUUUUCUGGUAGCAGCCAGAAAUCGUCGGAGAAACCAAUGACAAUGAUGACCAAUGCCGGAGGAGUAGGGCCCUUUGGCGACACGACGUUGACCAAAGUCUUCGUCGGAGGAUUAGCAUGGGAGACUCCCAAGGAGGCCAUGAGAGAGCACUUCGACAAAUAUGGCGACAUUCUCGAAGCUGUCAUUAUCUCCGACAAAACAACCGGCCGAUCCAAAGGCUAUGGCUUCGUGACAUUUAAGGAACCGGAAUCCGCUAAGAAAGCUUGCGAGGAUCCGACGCCGGUGAUUAACGGCCGCCGUGCGAACUGUAACCUCGCUUCCCUCGGCGCACGCCGCCCGAGAUCGCUAACCGUGGUGCCACCGCCGCCACCACCACCACAGCCGCAGCAGCAAACCGGGCCUAAUAUAAUUGUGGGACCAAGAUCUGCCGGGGCGAUCACACCACCUCCGAGCCACGUGCAGUGGUACUAUCCACCAACGCCAACACCGGCAUCUCCGUACCACCACCACCACCACCAGGCCGCCGUUCCUUAUUACGGAUAUGCUCCGGCGACAUACGUCGCUACAACUGAUGUCAGUUACAAUCAUAAAUUAGGGUAUACAGGUGGGGCCUACAUGAAUGGAGGGCACUACUCGCAUGUGUAUCCCAGUCAGGCUACGGUGGGUGCGCACACAUUGAUGCCAAUGUACCCUAUGAGUAUGUAUCAAUACCAUCAUCAAUCACAGGCAAUGGGCCUACCGGCCCAAUUCUUUUGUGCCCCGACAUCCACUGGCCCAAUCACUGCUGUUCCUGCUAUUCUUUCAAAGCCCACACCAACUCCAGUUGGGAUGUGGCAGGAUCACAUGGUUGAAAGAUGAGAAUACUUAUUUGGUCCAACCUGUCAAACAUAAAACAAGUACAGUUGGGGGAAGAAAAGGAAGCUUUGGGAAAGUUGGCUAAAAGUGGCAAAUAACAAAAAAGGAGGGGUGGAGUGGCUUGUCAGAACAACCUUAUUUUAUUUGAUCUGCAAUGCAAUGACUGCUUCUUCUUUCUUUCCCUUUUUUAUUUCCUCUAAUUUACAUGAUUUUUUAUAUUUAAUUUUUAUAUUAUUAUUAAUAUUAAUUCACUUCUCAUUAGGCAUAUCUAAUUAGAUUCAUUCGUUCGUCA